Molecule: messenger RNA, 1320 nt
Organism: Amphimedon queenslandica
Lineage: Eukaryota; Metazoa; Porifera; Demospongiae; Haplosclerida; Niphatidae
Product: beta-2 adrenergic receptor-like
Exons: 1
Coding region: 114-1196 (360 amino acids)
Biological process (GO): neuropeptide signaling pathway
Cellular component (GO): neuron projection; plasma membrane
Molecular function (GO): G protein-coupled receptor activity; neuropeptide binding
Source: RefSeq, a predicted model, not a curated record
ACAAUAGAAACCAUACAAGGCUGAAGUGAGGAGGAGUACAUAGUGCCACAACAGAGGUCAUAGAGAUCAUUCAUUCAUUAUAGUCACUGCCUCCAGACUUUAGCUUAGCAACAAUGUCAAUUUCAAGUGAGAACAACUUCACUAUCAAUGAUGAUGUUAAUGGUCCUGUACUUGCUGCUGUGUUUGCCACUGAGAUGAUACUAGCUCUGAUAGCUAAUGGUGCUGUACUCCUUAUUACAAUCACUCAGAGGAAUUCCUGGAAACAAUCAUCAACAAUAUUCUUCACUUCUCUCAUACUGGCACAUCUUGUACCGAAUCUACUGUACCUUCCUUUCACUAUCAUUUCAUUAGCUGCUGGUGAGUGGAUCUUUGGUAGUACAGAUGAGGAGAAAAGAGGUUUCUGUUCAUUUAUUGCCUAUACACUGUGGUACAGUAUUCCUGUAAUCACCAUAACACUAGCUGCUAUAUCAUUUGAUCGGUUUCUCUUUAUUGUCAAGCCACAUCUUCACAAGCGGUUCAUGAGACCCUGGGUAGCACUGACCCUUACCCUUGCUAUAUGGAUACUGUCCGCUGUAACGACUUUUACUCCAUUCAUUGAAGGAUCUGGUGCUGUUUUUAUGUAUGAAGGAAGUCACGGUACAUGUACAGUAGUAAUACUGGAGCUUCACUUUGCCAUAUUUUCCUUUGUGGGAUCAUUACUAGUAGUGGGUAUUAUCACUGUCACCUCAGUGUGGACCUUCUGUUUUACUCGCAAAUUCAUACACAAUCAGUCAGAGAUAGCAGGAGACCAUGUCUAUGCAUCUAAAAAAAAGAGACUGUUUGGAAUAUUUGGGGCUAUGCUAAUUGUGUAUGGGUUGUGCUUUACCCCUGGUAUCAUCAACUAUGUUGUGGUGCGAGCAAUUGUUGUAGCAGAUGAAAUAUAUUUGGCUGUUGUUAUCUCAUUUAUUUUUGUCACUGUACUAAGCCCCAUUGUUCAGUCUUAUUUCAGACCAGAAAUUAAGACAAAAAUCGUUUUUAUAAGUAGGAAAAUUUUACAAAAGCCUCCUCAGAGGGAUAGUAUCGAUUAUCUUGGGAAUUCUAAUAAUGAUUCAUCUGGGAGCAAGACAGAAAUAAACCAAAUUAGAACCUCUACACAGUUAAAAAUCAGUUCAGAUCAUGUGUUGAAUACAGAACAUUUAUCAACAACCGUGGUAUAAGGAAGAUGCUUGAACUUAAUUUAUUAAUCUUAUUAAAAGUCUUUUAUCCAUGUAGGAUGUAGCUAGUGAAACUUUAUUAAAUCACUAUACUUUGUUUUAUACAAAAAGGAUAAUCUAAUUAAAA